UUGUCAGCAGAACUCCUGCUCGGGACUCGACACAUUUAUUCCGUCCGAUGUCAUCCCCGCUGCGAGUGGGGAGCUUCAUGCCCACGAUAAAAGAGAACGUCAUGACAUUUUUCUCAAUCGACUCUGCGCUUCCAGCUAGAUGUGUCCGUGGGGUAUUGCCCAACUAGAACUGUAGUCCUCACAUGCCCCAGGUCGCGAGGAGCUAAUCACUUUUUGUCAGCAGAACUCCUGCUCGGGACUCGACACAUUUAUUCCGUCCGAUGUCAUCUCCGCUGCGAGUGGGGAGCUGCAUGCCCACGAUAAAAUAGAGAACGUCAUGAUAUUUGAAUCCUUCAUCAGAGAAAGCUAUUCGAGCUCAAAACGACACAAGACAAUGGCCAUGAUAAAGAUACUCGUACAGAUCGCGAUGUGACUGGCCUCCAAAAGUGCUGCAAAAGACUUGAAGUAUUUUUCAAAACAAGAUUGUGAAAAAAAGCUGAGCGCUCGAGUGCGGCGAACACGGCCAAACGCCAUGUUUUCCUUGGUAACAUGACGUCAGCCACAUUAUCACCAUGGCGAGUUGCAGCGCUGAUCUUGAAGUACAGCGGCACCAGAAAAGUGUCCUUAUUCUACCUGAGAGCUGCCGCCCACACUGUGUGACACAUGAUCUCCGUAGCAGUUAGUGCAUGCAUGACCUGUACAGGCUGUAGCUGCGAGACGGCUUGAGAACAACAAUAAUUAAAAAAGGGAUUGUGCCACACAAUUACAACGCUCAGCUUCAACUAGUACUGCUACUGCUGUACCUACUCUGUGGUCAUCGUGCAGCGCAGGCGACAAUGGAUUCCAUGUUCGCGCGUCCUGGAUUGAGCCCAACCGUAGCAGAAAAGGCUCGAGUUGAGCUGAACGAGACAGAUCAGUCGCGAAUGACAGCACUCCAGGAGCUGAGAGAGAGGCUGCCCGAGCGAAUGGCUAAGAAAACAGACGUCGAGCUGAAGAAAUUCUUGCGCGUCGCCAAGCUCGAUGUUGGGAAAGCGCACUCUCGACUCGUUGCCUAUGACAAGUUUCGCAAAGAGCACUCGGAUAUGUUCGAGAACUUGACGGCCGAGGAAAUCCUGCCAGUUCUGGAGGCUGGAGUUCUGCUUGUGCUAAAGGAGCGCGACACGGAAGGCCGACGGAUUUUCAUCUUCAACUACAGUCGAUGGGACACGAGCAAAAUAUCGCUGCCGGACAUACAGCGAGCGUUUCUGUUUCUCAUGGAGGUGUUGAGCUUGGACGAGGAGACUCAAGUCGGAGGGAUGUAUUUCCUGCAAAACCUGGCGGACUAUUCGUUCACGCACUCGUAUCAGUUUACGCCGGCGCUACUACGACGUGCUCUCGUUGGCGUACAGACUUUUCCUGUGAGACUUGGCGGAGGAACGUUUGUAAACGAACCCUUCUACUACAGCGUGCUAUGGAAGCUCUGCAAACCCUUUAUGUCGGAGAAACUCCGCGAUCGGACGCAUUUCUGUGGGUCCAAUGUAGCUGCGAUCCAUGAGCACGUCAAUCCUGAUGCUCUACCAGAGUACUUUGGCGGCAAGGCUAACGAGGAAGAUAUCAUACAGACGCUGGUGGAGUUUGUACGCUCAUGCCCGCCUCUGGCUGCCUGGUGAUGCACAUGUGUACGUACGUGUGUGUGUAAGUGUAAGUGUGUGUACGUGUGUGUGUGUACGCGCGCACGCGUGCCGUCGCCUGUAUGAGUGUUUGUACAUGAGCUUUUGUGUGUGUACACCGCCAUCACCACCCGUACAUCCGCUUCACUUCAUAAGCGAUCAUGUCGCCAACUCCGGCAAGUGAAGACUUUGUCGCUUUCUUCGUCGUAGUUGGGUAGGUUAUUGCUAACGGAUGUCCAACACCUGUUCUGUGAUGCCGUGGACGAAACUAUUGCCUGACAUCUAGAAAGCUUAUCAUGAUUAAUAUUCUGACUUAUUUAUUGUGUUGGGGUGCCGAUUGUGCUGGUGUUACGCCAUCGUCCCUCAGGCUAACACGACACGGGACCGCUCCUGCUAUGUAAUGCACUCGCUAGUAAUUAGAACGUACGGGCUGGACUUCGUCAUCAUCUAUUUAUUUUCUGCCUGCUAUUCUAACGUAAGAGAAGAGAACAGAAGUAACCUCCCGACUUUUCUUAUAGUCCGCAAACUCCAACGCAGCCCCUUUCACAUUUAUAAAACUUCACGUCUAAACUCUAAGCUCCAAAACAGUCUCUUUACCGCGAUUCAGAUCAAAUUUUUAUUACCAAAUGUUCGCGCCUGGCCCAUCAUCCUUCCGACUUAUCCCAUCAUGAUCAUCUUGCUUACAUUGCACCACAUACGGCCGUCUUUAUUUUUCACCAAGCCUACACAACACCAUGGGGAAGAAACUUUCAUUAGCUGCCAAACAAUAAUUGUAAUCACAAUAGAUUUCUUUAUUUCUUCAAUAGAUUUCUUUAUUUCUUCAAUAGAUUUGUUAUCUAGUGAUUGGUGUAAUUGACGUAGAACUCGAGAAAAACAACAUUUUAGCCUCGUUCCAAUGCUACCUUGUGUUGGAGCAAUAGAUAAGUUAUAUUCAAAACUAUCCUGCAUUCAGUUCUUAUAAGACGAACACACAUCUUAUCAGUAUGAUCUUAAAUUACACAGUAGUAUUAUGAAUGUGCAGCCCUGGAUUUUAUCUGCCGUUUCCUCCGCUUCAAAUCUGGGUUUUUUUUACGCACACUCACUUUCGCCUUGCUCAUCUGUAAGGAAACCUCUUGCAAUUGGCACUCUUCACUUUCAUUUUUUCAGAUUUUUAGUUCUUCAUCCGUGCUACGUUGGUGACAUUCAGGAAUGUACUCUCUUU
This is a messenger RNA of Sycon ciliatum, 2829 nucleotides long. RefSeq names its product clavesin-1-like. The transcript has 3 exons. Gene Ontology annotation, cellular component: membrane. Bases 816 to 1628 code for a protein of 270 amino acids. The record is from RefSeq and is a predicted model, not a curated record. Gene Ontology annotation, molecular function: phosphatidylinositol bisphosphate binding. NCBI's taxonomy places the organism in Eukaryota, Metazoa, Porifera, Calcarea, Leucosolenida, Sycettidae.